Messenger RNA from Mastomys coucha (southern multimammate mouse), 2756 nucleotides. RefSeq names its product LETM1 domain containing 1 (gene Letmd1). Gene Ontology annotation, biological process: intracellular monoatomic cation homeostasis. Gene Ontology annotation, molecular function: ribosome binding. The record is from RefSeq and is a predicted model, not a curated record. Lineage: Eukaryota; Metazoa; Chordata; Mammalia; Rodentia; Muridae. The transcript has 9 exons. Gene Ontology annotation, cellular component: mitochondrial inner membrane. The coding region runs from base 275 to 1357 and encodes 360 amino acids.
ACCGACGAGGGCAUUGGGUCCCUCAAGGAGACGCCGUCCUCCGCUCCCGAUCGCCACCUCGGGCUGGGCCCGCGCGCUCCCUCGGGGCUGCCGUCUUCCGGUCCUGCGGGCGGAAGCGUCGCCGCGUCCAAUCCGGUCCCCGCCCGGGCUCGCACCGGGGGCCGCCGGGCGGCUCGCAGCCGCCUGUCACCGCGGAGGGGCGGCGCGUGCGUGCUGCGGGGCGCACUCUGACCCGGAGACGACCUCUCUCCCCGCUGCCUCCCCGGCUGUGAAGAUGGCGCUGUCCAGGGUGUGCUGGUCUCGGGCUGCUCUGUGGGGUUCGGCUGUCGCCCCUGGACCCUUGGUCACCCGGAGGCUGCAGCUGGGCCGCUCUGGCCCUGCGUGGCGAGCCCCUCGGUCUUCAAAGCUUCACCUUUCUCCAAAGGCGGACGUGAAGAACCUGAUUUCUUACGUGGUGACCAAAACGAGAGCGAUUAACGGAAAGUACCAUCGUUUCUUGGGGCGUCAUUUUCCCCGCUUCUAUGCCUUAUACACAACCUUCAUGAAAGGAAUACAGAUGUUAUGGGCUGAUGCCAAAAAGGCUAGAAGAAUAAAGGCAGACAUGUGGAAACAAAAUCUAAAGUUUCAUCAACUCUCUUACCGGGAGAUGGAGCAUUUGAGACAGUUCCGACGAGAUAUCACCAAGUGUCUCUUCAUCGGCCUCAUCUCCAUUCCACCCUUUGCCAACUACCUGGUCUUCUUGCUAAUGUACCUGUAUCCUAGGCAACUGCUUGUCAAGCAUUUCUGGACCCCCAAACAACAAAUUGAAUUCUUGGACAUUUAUAAUCGUCUCCGGAGGCGGUCCCACUCGGAGAUCAUCACACAUCUAAGAAGGGCCAGCGCUUUUGUUCCUCAUGAGAAGCUCCGGUGGCAUCUGACAGACGUGUGCACCAAGGUGCAGAAUGGCACCCACCCAACAGCACAGGACAUCCUGGCUCUCCGAGACUGCUUCUCCACCCAUCCCUUGGGCUUCAGCCAGCUCCAGGCCUCUCACAUGAGAGCCCUGAGCCAGGCCAUGCUGCUCACACCUUACCUGCCUUCGCCCUUGCUGAGGUGGCGUCUCAGGAGUCACACCGCUGUGCUUCACCAGCUGGACAGGGCUCUGGCCAAGCUGGGGAUUGGCCAGCUGACUGCACAGGAAGUGAGAUCGGCUUGCUAUCUUCGUGGCUUGAACUCUACCCACAUCGCUGAUGACAGGUGUCGAACCUGGCUGGGGGAAUGGCUGCACAUCUCCUGCAGUCUGAAAGAACCCGAGCUGUCCCUCUUGCUGCACAACGUGGUCCUGCUCUCCACCAACUACCUUGAGACAAGGCGCUGAAUGAACCUCGGAAAGGAUGACAUUUUCCUGCAGUCGCCUAGUGUAGUGGUGUGGGACCAAGGAGCACUUGCCAGCUGUCUGUGUGCACCACUCGUAUGGGAGGCAGAGGAGCAGGUUCCAUGGGCUUUGGAGCACGCUACCCAUCUGGGAGCUAUAGACAUUCCUUCACAGCUUGAACCUAACAAACCCAUGGUGUGCUGCCAUGCCCUUACGCUAACCUGGAACUAGCAAGCAUCUCUGUUACUAGACUUUUAUUGUGAUGUCAUACUUAGGUCCUAUAAAGUCAGCAUUCGUACAGGUGGGAAUCAUGUGGCCUAAAAUUCACAACUGCCAUGGUUUUGUUUUUAAGGUUUUUUUAUUUUUUUAUUUUUAUUUAUUUAUUUUUUUUUUUUUUUUGAGGUGAGUCUAUGUUGCCCAGGCUCAAAUUCCCAUGCUCAAGGGCUCCUCCCACCCCAGGCUCAGGUGCUGGGGCUGCAAGUCCAUAUCGCACUGGCCUCGCUGCCAUGUUCUCUACACUGAGCGUUGUUUACCUGAGACCCCGUGUCUCAUGUAGCUGAGGAUGACCUUGAAAUCUGGUCUUCCUACGUCCACCUCUCAGGUGCUGGGACACAGGCACAGAGCUCCACAAAGCUCUGGGGCAUUGGGGCGUUGUCUUGGGAAACUAGGUGAGUGCUCCUCACUGAGUCUUUUGCAUGAGAGAUCUCUGGUGCCAAGAACAAUGCAGCUUACCCUGGAGGGAGGGCACCCAUGCCUGGCCCUCCAUCAACGCUGGGGCAAGGGUUUCUCUUACACCCCCUCCCUUUCCUUUUUUUGGCCUUUUUGAGAGUCUUGCUGUAUAACCCAGGCUGGCCUUCGAUUCCUAGCAAUCCCAACAGACAAAUUCUGCCACAGCCUCCUGGGGACUAAGAACAUAAGGCUGAGCCACACCCAUCCUUUCUAGUGAGACCAAAAGUAGGGAUGUUCUUGUCACUAACACAGACUAACUUCCACCCCUCCUUCAGUAUUCUCUGGACACUUUUUUUUUUUAAGUAAUUUAUGGGAACAUUCUAAAGGAGAAGGUGAGAAGAAUGGCUGCUUGGCCCUCCCUAUGUUUGUCCCCAGUGUCUUACUUUCCAGGCUGUCACACAGCCCCUAAGGACCUUACAUGUUUGCUACCUCCACUGAGCUACACUAAGCCAUCUGUAACCAGCAGUGGCUGCCUUCUCUAGGCUGUGGGUCAAAACGCACACGGUACUAAUUACUGCCCGGCCCUAGGAGACCGGAUUUGCAUCGAGAUAGUAAGUUGGGCUUAACUGUUGUGUGUAUUAUCUAUGCCCUGUCAUUUGUAAUAACUUACUGUAAAUGCAUGAAGCACCGUUUUUAAACCAAGUAAAGACUGCCUGAAACCUGUUUUUGGGAA